Messenger RNA from Myiozetetes cayanensis, 1543 nucleotides. RefSeq names its product MAP3K7 C-terminal like (gene MAP3K7CL). The coding region runs from base 184 to 609 and encodes 141 amino acids. Gene Ontology annotation, cellular component: nucleus; cytosol. Lineage: Eukaryota; Metazoa; Chordata; Aves; Passeriformes; Tyrannidae. The record is from RefSeq and is a predicted model, not a curated record. The transcript has 5 exons.
GUUUCACCUCAGUAAAACCACCUUUUGUAAUUGAUGGUCUCAGAAGAAAGACGGAGGACGGAAUAAGGUCCCGAUCCGGGAGCCAAACCCAUGCAGACAGAGCCCUACACCUGCACAGACUUCCACUGAGAAAUCACCACCAAGCUGGAACAAACAAGUAAAAGCAUUGACUCAAGUGCCCACAUGAUCACUACCGCCAGGGUACCUGCUGAUAAGCAAGUACGAAUUGCCUUCAGCCUGAAUGACUCCCCAGAUGAUGCUUCCCCUGAAAACUUGUCUUUGGCAUUUCCAGAACUAGAUCAGCAGCUGCAGCCUCUGCCUCCUUGCCAUGAGUCUAAGGAAUCUAUGCAGGUGUAUAAACAGCACUGCAAAAUAGCAGAAGAGUACCAUGAAGUCAAGAAAGAAAUUGCUCUGCUGGAAGAAAGAAAAAAGGAGCUGAUUGCCAGGCUGGAACAAGUGGAAAAAGAAAGCAUGGAUGCUGCUCAGCUGGCUAAGGAGUACGCAGAACUGACAGAGGAGAACCGAACACUGAAGCUGGCCCAGACGCAGUGCGUGGAGCAACUGGAAAAGCUCAGAAUACAGUAUCAAAAAAGGCAGGGUUCCUCAUAACUCCCAACUGGCUUGUGUGAGGCAGUUCAUAAAUGGUUGGUCCUGUGCUGGAAAGAGAUUUUUAAAAUAAGGAUCUGUUUAAUAUGUUAUAAUACUUUACUACAGAUACGGAGUAUGUAGAAGUCUAUAUUUGAGUCAAUGCUUGCCAGCCAGUAACUUAAUAUAAUGGAUAUUUUAUCCAUUAUAUAAUGGAUAUUUUAUUUCAAGUAACAUAAUUGAAGUUAAUCUAUCUCCAUUAUAUGUUCUACUAGAUCAGGUUUCUUUUCUAAACAUAUUUCUUCCAAUUUAAGAAUAUGUGGACACACUAGAAAAUGGUAUAAAUAGUUCCUGGGUUGGAAAUUUGGAUCAUACUAAGGCAUACAGCAGGGACAAUGUUAGUAUAUGGAAUACAUGUAUGUUAAAUUUAGUUUGGUGAAGAUUUUUUUUGAAUUAUUUUCCUCAUGCCUGAAGUGUUUGGAAGUUAUCUUAAAACAGAUCUCCUCGCUGAUAAAACCUGUACUUCAUUAUCCUGUGUCAACUUUAUAUUGUUACAUAAAUUCUGAGAAAUUGCACAUUAAAAAUUGAAGUAAUAUAAUUCUUUUUUUUCACACGAGUGCACUGCCAGUAAUAAUUAGCAAGUUAUGAAAAUAAAAGGAAACAGUUAAGAUCAAAAUUUCCUUCCUCAAGUGUAAAGAUUUGAGAGUCUUUUGGCUCUUGUACUUUUUGACAUGCAAGAACUGAAAAAUUAAUGUAAGAAUCAUAGUUUCAACUGAGAAUGUGUCAGUAAAAGUGCUGUGAGGAUAUUUUGUUCUUAUAUUCUGGUCUGUUUUGACACAUAAGUGGCUGUAAGUAGGGGCAGGAUGUACAAAUAACCGAGAAUAUACAAAUAAUGGGGAUAUACAAAUAACCGGGAAGUAAAAUGUCAGUUUUACUUGCUCUAUUUAUCCCUGUACUU